Messenger RNA from Penicillium olsonii, 1053 nucleotides. NCBI's taxonomy places the organism in Eukaryota, Fungi, Ascomycota, Eurotiomycetes, Eurotiales, Aspergillaceae. The record is from the annotation of a GenBank genome assembly.
AUGAUCCAAGCCGCUCAUGUCGGUGUUGGUAUCAGUGGUGUCGAAGGUCUUCAAGCCGCCCGAUCUGCUGAUGUAGCAAUUGGGCAGUUCCGAUUCCUUCGGAAGCUUCUUUUGGUUCACGGGGCGUGGAGUUAUUCUCGCAUCAGUCGAGUUAUCCUAUACUCCUACUACAAGAACAUCACGCUGUACAUGACCCAAUUCUGGUACUCCUUCCAAAACGCCUUCUCCGGUGAAGUCAUUUACGAGUCUUGGACACUCUCCUUCUAUAACGUGCUAUUCACUGUCUUGCCUCCGUUCGCGAUGGGAAUCUUUGAUCAGUACAUCUCCGCUCGAUUGCUUGACCGUUACCCGCAGCUCUAUCAACUAGGCCAGAAGGGUGUCUUCUUCAAGAAGCACAGUUUCUGGGCCUGGAUCUUGAACGGAUUCUUCCAUUCUCUCAUCCUCUACAUCGUUUCCCAGCUGAUCUUCUUCUGGGAUCUCCCUAUGGCCGACGGUAAAGUUGCCGGUCAUUGGGUCUGGGGCGAAGCACUUUAUACCGCCGUGCUCGCCACGGUCCUGGGCAAAGCCGCUCUGAUCACCAACAUCUGGACAAAGUACACCUUCAUCGCCAUUCCAGGCUCAAUGCUCCUCUGGCUUGUUUUCCUACCGGCGUACGGUUACGCCGCCCCGGCCAUCGGGUUCUCUCGCGAAUACUACGGCACUAUCCCUGUCCUCUUCAAAUCUCCCAUUUUCUACUUGAUGGCCGUCGUCCUGCCCUGUAUCUGUCUUAUGCGUGACUACGCAUGGAAGUACGCCAAGCGCAUGUACUACCCACAACAUUACCACCACGUCCAAGAGAUCCAGAAGUACAACGUGCAAGAUUAUCGCCCUCGGAUGGAGCAGUUCCAAAAGGCCAUCCGGAAGGUCCGGCAGGUCCAGCGCAUGCGCAAGCAGCGUGGCUACGCCUUCUCCCAGGCCGACGAUGGCGGCCAAAUGCGUGUUCUCAACGCUUACGAUACUACUCGGAGCCGCGGCCGGUAUGGUGAGAUGGCUAGUUCGAGACCUAUGGCGUGA